This is a messenger RNA of Micropterus salmoides (largemouth bass), 2746 nucleotides long. Its product is annotated as microfibrillar-associated protein 3-like. The transcript has 3 exons. Bases 187 to 1128 code for a protein of 313 amino acids. The record is from RefSeq and is a predicted model, not a curated record. NCBI's taxonomy places the organism in Eukaryota, Metazoa, Chordata, Actinopteri, Centrarchiformes, Centrarchidae.
AACGUACCCGGACAUCAUGGCAAGGACUGGUCGUGUUCGCGUUGCUUAAACACGUCAGGGUAAAAGCUGAAAAAAAAGGAGUAAACGGAAAUAAAUGAACUAAGAAGGAUCCUGUUAGUCGGUUAUUUGUUGUUUUGGUCGUUGUCAGAGCUACAGGUUUGACUUGUCUAAAUGUGAGCUGAAGCCAUGGUACCAACUCAGAAACGCCACCUGUCACGCCUGCUUCUCUCAGUCCUGCUGCUCAGUGGCUGGACAGCAGAAGGAGCUCAGAAUGGGUCAGAGCAGGCAGCGUCCUCUCUGCAUUUGGCCAGCGUCCCCUCCAGUGGGGACAUUGUGGUGAAGGAGGGAUCCAGUGUGCUUAUUGAGUGUAACGUGACUGGAGUCCAUGAUGACUUCAAGUGGUACAACUCUAAAUCACAUCUGCUGGAUGAGGACGCAGGUGGGAAGUGGCAGAUUCAGCAGAAUGGCGUCCUGAACAUCACUGCGGUCUCCUUUGAGGACCGCGGCCGCUACACCUGCGUAGCCUCCAGUGGUGCCAGUAAGACCCAAAACUACACCGUCACUGUGCGUGUAGCCCACUGCAGCAGCGGCCUGGGUCUAUACUUCGUCAUCAUCUGCCUGGUGACCUUCACCAUCACCAUAAUCCUCAACGUGGCGCGGCUCUGCAUGGUCAACAGCCACCUCAAGAAGACGGAGAAAGCCAUCAACGAGUUCUUCCGCACCGAGGGUGCAGAGAAGCUGCAGAAGGCUUUUGAGGUCGCCAAACGCAUUCCCAUCGUCACGUCAGCCAAGACUCUGGAGCUCGCCAAGGUCACGCAGUUCAAGACCAUGGAGUUUGCUCGUCACAUGGAGGACUUGGCACGGAGCGUUCCUCUGCCGCCACUCAUCCUGAACUGCCGCACGUUCGGGGAGGAGGUCGUGGAGACGGGGAACCCCGGCCUUCACCCUACAGGGCAGGCCGGGACCUCUGUGCCUGGGAACAGACAAGCUAUAGGCCCGCCGUCCUCCGACAGAAGUGGAGAGGAGGAGGAGGAGGAGGUGUGUCAGGCGCUGCUGUCAAGCGAAAGAGAAGGGAACAAUGGAGGCAACGUUGAGGUCAAAGUUUCAGUCCACACGGUUUACCAGUGAGGAUAAGGAGGCUGAGAUGUACCUCCAUGUGCUUACGCCAGGCUCACGAUCAAGUGUGUCCUAUGAGAGCAACGAAUAGCCUCAGAGGAAACAGUUUUCUGAAGUGUAAAAUCAUUACAGAAUGUUGGAAUUAGUUUUCAUUUAGAUUUUUAUGAUUCUAGUUCUGCUUGUCGAAUCCAUUUCUUGUCCUACUGUUUGAGUAAGACAAGAAACCAAAACGGCUUUAUUUCAAAGAGGUGAGCAGUCCUGAUGGGCAGAGAAUUUUGAAAAAUUCUUUUUGGGUAAAGGGUAAAAUAAAGACAAAUAUAAAUAUUCUAGCUUGAAAUGUACAAGUUGGAAUCAGGCUGUUUUUUCUUGAGAUGGGUGUCCUAGCGUCAGAUAUUAUGACUACAUCUGUGGCCAUUCUGUACCUGCUGAGUGAUUUUCUUUUGCACACAGCUAUUGUAGCAGCAGAUAUAACAGCUCAUUUCUUUCCUUUAGAAGACACCAUUUGCUGCUGUUGACUUUGACAGUCAGCCUUCAAACAACAAAAUAUCCUCAUUUCAUUGUUGUCAUGUCAUGGCUUCCUGCCAAUCACCUGCCACUCAUGGGAAGUUUAAUACUUUGAAAUAAUCCCUCAAAAAUUUCGAUUCACAGACAUGAUUGCUGUGUCCAUGUCACUUCAUUUUAAGUCUUUGAUAGUCAGGACAGCAGUUGAUUACCGGUUAGGAUUCGCAUCACAAUGACUAUUUCAAUAGCAGAAGUAAAUGCCUAAAUAUAGUAAACACUAAGCUUAAACAUCCACUUUUACCUUUCAGUAGCAGCAGAGGAACUGAAAUAUAAAUGAUUAUUUUUACAUUACUGCUCCAAAACACGUCUGCUGUGAUGGAAAAUAUAAAUAUGCAGGUAUAAUCUAUCAGAUUUUGGUGUGCAUGCCAGGGAAAGUUAGGGACUUUCAACUUUUUAUAGUGAAGGUGAUGCAGCAUUUUCGCUCUGUAUUUAUAGGGACAUUUCUGAGUUACAUUUCUAACGCUGCUUAAUAAUUUGAUUAUUGAAGUGUGGAAGGUAAAAAGUGACUAAUUUGCCUCAAGUCUGUGUGUUUUGUGUAGAGGUUUAUGUUUAAAUAUGAAUUCACACAGACUGUCCAUGUCCUAGGAGAGAUAUCUAAAAAGAAAAAGUGUCCACCUCUACGUGGUGUCACAAGGCUUAAAAAAGUAAGAUAUGAAGGUGUUUUAAAUGCUUCUAUAGAACCUUUUUGGAGCUUGACAAAAAACACUGUUUUGAGGAGUUUUAGAACCUGUUCAGAGGCCAAAACAUGUUGAGAAACCAGGUCAGCAGCUUCUUUAUUGUGAGAGAUAUGAAAGUAAAGCGUGUAAACUGUGAAUCAGAUGUGGAACUUGAUAACUAUGGUUAAACAAAAGUUUUGAAUAAUUGUGAUACCAUUUUGCACUUAGCUGAAUCUUGAAUGUGUGAAUGAAUAUGUUGUUGCUGUGUGAAAUUGUUUGAUAGGUGUUUAAAUAUUUAAAAGUUUUCCUAAAAUAGUCUUUCUCAGGGACCAAAGGCAAAUGUUUUUCAGACCACAAGACAAAAAAAAAAAAUCCUAUAAUUGACACUAAUCAAAUAAAUACAAUAAAUACAA